CUCAAGCUCAUUCCUAUUCAUCUUGCUCCUGCAUAACGUCGCUUUCCGCUUCUUGGCAUAAUAAGUCCGCUGGGCGGCGGGAUCUGCGAUGAUUUGCGUUGCGCGCCGGCGCUAUCUCCAACUUCUUCUGCUUCAGCGCACCCACACGGCCAAUUCUUCAUCCGGUGCACGCUCAGCAAUCGCGAAUCGCAGCAGUCGGUCUGUGCCAGACGCGGGCGUCCCUUCUUCCUAGGACCGGACCCAUCGUAAUGCGCCAUGCUGCGGUAGAGUUGCAAUUUGGCCGCAGAAUCCUCUCGUAUGCAGCGCCCUUUUCCCCCUCCGGAGCGACAGGGGCAAUGCCUCAAGAGAAGAAGCCUGAUACGUGCCACCCAGCUUGUUUUCGGUGCUCCUUAAGCGAUGAGAAAAGCUCUGUGGGUGAUCGUAGGUGGCCUUCGGUGGGGAUGCCCUAGCGCCACGGCCGUCCAAUUCCCCCGGUACCAGGCUCGUCUCCGUUGCAUGCCGCGGACUUCUGCCUCCUCGAGGCCACGACAAAUUAUGCGCCUCUCGUAACCGUAUACCAUUGGGAUCCGACCGGCGAAGAUGCUUGAAGUUGUCAUUGCCGUUAUGUCCCAAUACGCCAUCCCAUUGUUGGGCUGCGAUGUCGCAUCCAGAUGUUGCGAGAGUGAACAUACAAUGACCAACGCGUGCGCCGAAAUUACAUUAGAAAGAUUAGCGCUCACAAAUCUCGGCAGCUGUUCUUACUGCCCAGCUCGACUUGGGCUAGACCGUAACUCCAGCGUGUUACGAACUCAACUAUUGGAAUUGACUUGGCUACAACACCACAAUAUCGACGGCAAUCGGACUCCCCAGUGAGGUCGAUCGCCUCUGAUGGUCCGGAGUACGAAGAAUAUUUCACAUCGGGAUUGAACCGUAGGAAUACGCAAAAUAAUAGGCAAUGCAUCUCAAUCCCUCUCCAGCGUCCGGUCUGAGUGGAGUCUGUCAUGACAUAGGUAGUCACGCUUUCGCCUCAACGUUUCUGUCUACUCUCCGUCGUUGG
Molecule: messenger RNA, 1036 nt
Organism: Dichomitus squalens LYAD-421 SS1
Lineage: Eukaryota; Fungi; Basidiomycota; Agaricomycetes; Polyporales; Polyporaceae
Exons: 3
Coding region: 580-852 (90 amino acids)
Source: RefSeq, a predicted model, not a curated record